AUGACACAGUUGACAUCACCUACACAAUCGCCAUCAAAAAUUUCAUAUUCUAGUGUUGCUACCAGUGAUAGCGGUAAAUGGGGGCAACAUAUUCCCGAGAAAAAAGGACGACUUGUUCCACAAGCAUUACCACGGACACAGUCUAAAACAUCAAAUCAAGAUCAAAGAAAUGAGGCGAAGAGAAUUCAAGUUCCCGGUCUUGCAGAAGUUACCGCCGAAGAAAGGAGUAAUGGUGGUCGAUCACGGCACCGAAAAUACAAUAAUUAUUCACGUAUUUAUAAUCAACCAUCACAAAAUCCUCAUAACGGCAUGAGUGGGAGAGAGAGACGUAAUACGGCUUCUCACCCAAAUCUCCAUCUUGAUGGAA
This is a messenger RNA of Acaulospora colombiana, 367 nucleotides long. NCBI's taxonomy places the organism in Eukaryota, Fungi, Glomeromycota, Glomeromycetes, Diversisporales, Acaulosporaceae. The record is from the annotation of a GenBank genome assembly.